CUCCUAUAUUCUCCGACUCUUUCGUUCUCAUAAGCGCCUUUUCUGAGAAAUAAUACUGCAAAGAUGUCCGCUCAGAACUCCGCAGGCAUUCAGACCCUCCUCGAUGCCGAAAGGGAGGCUCAGAAGAUCGUCCAACAAGCCAGAGAAUACCGCACGAAGCGCAUAAGGGAGGCAAAGUCCGAAGCACAGAAGGAGAUUGAGGAGUACAGAAAGCAAAAGGAAGAGGAGUUCAAGAAGUUCGAGGCUGAGCACUCGAGCGGAUACAAGAAGGCCGAGGAGGAUGCGAACAAGGAGGCUGAGGUGAAGCUCCAGGAAAUCAAGGAUGCUGGCAACGAGAGAGGUGGAAAGGUUAUUGAGACUCUUAUCCAUGCGCUGGUCGAUGUGAAGCCCGAGCCGUCCGAGAAGAUCGUGAUCAAGGCAUAGAGAAAUGAUGCCGGUUGUCAUUGCGGCAGCAUGAGGGGUUCUUGUUUGUCAUUUGCUUUCAGCCUGUGAAUAUAGUUCUGGCCCGCUGUUUGAGCAUUACAUAAAUUAUGUUGUAUCCUGUCUGAAGCUGGCAAGAGUCAACUUGAAGUUGUCUCGAUUUCUCGAUGCUGUUAUAAGGUUGUUGCAAGUCAACCUAUAAGGCCCUUGAAGCACAACCCAGCAUACUAGUGUAGCGCUUAUGUACACCAAUAAUAGUAAACUAAAAGAGAAAGGCUAGCUCGUUGAUCGCAUGCAUGCUUUUAUUGCCAGUUACAAGCUGUGGAUA
Aspergillus piperis CBS 112811 is the source of this 748-nucleotide messenger RNA. RefSeq lists its product as uncharacterized. Gene Ontology annotation, cellular component: vacuolar proton-transporting V-type ATPase complex. Gene Ontology annotation, molecular function: proton-transporting ATPase activity, rotational mechanism. NCBI's taxonomy places the organism in Eukaryota, Fungi, Ascomycota, Eurotiomycetes, Eurotiales, Aspergillaceae. Gene Ontology annotation, biological process: proton transmembrane transport. The record is from RefSeq and is a predicted model, not a curated record. The transcript has 6 exons. The coding region runs from base 64 to 423 and encodes 119 amino acids.